Molecule: messenger RNA, 9546 nt
Organism: Chiroxiphia lanceolata (lance-tailed manakin)
Lineage: Eukaryota; Metazoa; Chordata; Aves; Passeriformes; Pipridae
Exons: 27
Coding region: 28-8781 (2917 amino acids)
Biological process (GO): regulation of DNA-templated transcription
Source: RefSeq, a predicted model, not a curated record
CCGGGCCCGGCCCAGCUCCGCGGGGCCAUGGCCGAGUGGGCGCCCGCCCAGGUGCAGGAGUGGAACAUGGAAGCCCCUCACCUGAUGCCGCUGCAGCCGCCGCUGCUGCCGGAGCGGGCGCACGUGCGGGAGGCACAGCUGCACUCGGCAGAGGCCUCGCUCUGGACCGUGGUGGCCACGGUGCAGGCCAUGGAGAGGAAGAUCGACCUCCUGGCCACCCGCCUGCUCAGCCUGGAGGGCCGCUCCGGCACGGCCGAGAAGAAGCUCCUGGACUGCGAGAAGACGGCCAUGGAGUUCGGGAACCAGCUGGAGAGCAAGUGGGCCGUGCUGGGCACCCUCAUCCAGGAGUACGGGCUGCUCCAGAGGCGCCUGGAGAACGUGGAGAACCUGCUGAAGAACAGGAAUUUCUGGGUGCUGCGGCUGCCCCCCGGCCCCCGGGGCGAGGUCCCCAAGGUGCCGGUGACGUUUGUUGACAUCGCCGUCUACUUCUCGGCGGAGGAGUGGAAGAAUCUGGAGGAGUGGCAGAAGGAGCUGUACAACAACCUGGUGAAGGAGAACUACGAGGCUUUGCUGUCCCUGGACGGUGCCCUCUCCAGGAGCGAGGCUCAGCCCCGCAGCGAGCGUGGGGAAGGGCCCUGUGUUCCCGAGCAGCGGGAGCUGGAGCAGCGGGAGCUGCCGCCGGACGCCUGCGCAGAGUCGCUGAUCUCCACCUCCGACAUCCUGUCCCGGAUCAAGCAGGAGGUGGCCUUUGUGGGGGAGCAGCAGUUCCCAGAGGAGCGGGGGAUGCCCCCAGACCCCUGUGCAGGCGCAGACGCCCUGAUCACUGCACACGACUUCUUGUCGUGGAUCAAGCAGGAGGAGGAGCCCUGUGUCCGUGAGCCCUGGGAGCUGCCGGAGAGGGAGAUGCUGCCCCCGGGUCCUGGUCCUGCCGGCGAGGGGCUGCUGGUGAAGACGGAGGAGCGGUGCCCCCACGCCGAGCCCCCCGAGGAGGUGGGUUUGCCGGGCGGCUCCGGGGAGCUGCUCUUCCCCGGCCCGGGCUUCGGGACCCCCGAGGGACAGGCGGCGGUGCCAGCGGCCGUGGCUCUGCCGGCGCAGCACAGACUGGGCAAAGCUCCGGGCGCCGAGCCGGGCCCGGGCGCCGAGAGCGGGGGGGUCCCCGCGGCGCCGCCGGGACCCGCCGAGGAGCGUCCGCACGGCUGCGCCGAGUGCGGGAAGAGCUUCAGCGGGAAGAAGAGCCUGCGGAUCCACCAGCGCAGCCACGCGGCCGAGCGGCCCUACCCGUGCGCCGAGUGCGGCAAGAGCUUCAAUUGCCACUCGGGGCUGGUGCGGCACCAGAUGAUCCACCGCGGGGAGCGGCCCUACAAGUGCUCCGAGUGCGGCAAGUGCUACAGCCGCAAGGAGCACCUGCAGAACCACCAGCGGCUGCACACCGGGGAGCGCCCCUUCGCCUGCGCCCAGUGCGGCAAGAGCUUCAUCCGCAAGCAGAACCUGCUCAAGCACCAGCGCAUCCACACCGGGGAGCGCCCGUACCAGUGCCCGGCCUGCGGCCGCAGCUUCCGCUACAAGGAGUCCCUCAAGGACCACCAGCGCGUCCACGGGGCCGAGGCGGGGCCGCCCCCGCUGCCCCCGCCCGGGAUCAUGCCCCCCGGGGCGGAGCCGCGCGGCCGCCCUCGGCGCCGGCCCCGGCCGCGGCCGCUGAAGGGGCUCCGGCUGGGCAUGGCGGCGUCGGCCCACGCGGCGCUCUCGCUCGGCGGCUCCGGGAAGCCGGGCUCGACUUUGGGCUGCUCGAGGAGCGGGCUGGGGUCGCGGCGGGGCUCGGGGGGCGGCGGCGGCGGCGCCGGGCUCUGGCGGGCGCCGGCGCGCUCCUGGCGCAGCCGGGAGCAGCCCAGCCCGCGCGGGGGGCCGGGGGCGGCCGGGGCGUCUCCUGGGGGGGAGGCGGAGGAGGGCAGCGACUCCUCGGUCAGGGCGCCGUGGAGCGGGGAACGGGCCGGGGGCUCCUCGUCCGCCGGGGCCUUCUCCCAGGUGGGCCCCAUCAGUACCCGGGGCAAGGCGCCCAUCUCCGGGCCCGGGCCCCCCGCCUGCUCCUCGGGAUGCGCCGAGUCCAUCCCGCGGCCCAGGGCGGGCAGGGAGUCCUCGGGCAGGGAGGUGACGGAGCCCUGGGAGCUGCAGCGGCGGAUCAGCAUGGCCUGGCGGGACAGCUUCAUGUCCUCCUCCGCAGACAUGGGGGCCUCGGGCCCCGGCUGCAUCCCCGCGGCCCCGCCGUGGCCACGCUCCACCUCCCGGCCUUCCCGUUCCUCCUCCUCCGACAUGGAGGCGAUGAUCUCGGGCUCCGAGUCGUGGCUGGCCUGCAGGAAGGUGGAGGCCACCAUCUUCUCCAGGGGCGUGAGGCGCGGCUUGUGGAGCGGCCCCCCGGCGCGGUUCAUGGGCAGGUGCUUCUUGGAGGUGAUCUUCUUCUUGACGUCCAGCCGCAGGGCCUCGGACCCGUACAGGGCGCUGAAAUGCCGGACCACAUUCCAGACCAGCGUCUCGGUCUCGUCAUUGGAGAAGUUGGCCUUCCUCUUCCGGCCAGACGCUGGCAUCGCCUGCGAGGCUGCGGCAGAGGUGGAAGGGGCACAAUUGAACCUCGGUCCCCACUCCUCUCUGUCAGCUCCGGGGGGGAACAUGGGGCUGCGGGAGCCCGAGGGAGCCGCGGAGGAGGGAGCCGAAGCAAGAGCCCCGGAGGCAUCCAUGGCAUGGGAGGCUUGGGCCGGGGAGGAUCUAAAGAGCCGCUUCGGCACAGCACGCGGCACGGGCGCGCCGCAUCCCCUCGCCCCGGCUCGGGAGCACCUGGGAGGGGAGAAAAGGAAAGGGCAGCGGUGGGUGGUGGCAGCGCGGGGUGACGGCGAGGGAGCCCCCGGCUCUCUCCAAGCAGAGGCACCCGGGAGCCCCCAGCCAGCUGCCACGGGGGCCACGGAGAGGGACGUGGCCGUGGAGAGCGCUGGGACCGCGGGGUCGUGGGGUGUCCCCAUGAAGGGCUCGCCCGGCGCCGGCCGACACCAUGUGCACCGCGUCCUCCAGCUCGUAGAAGGCCUGGAAGAGGUCCGGCGAGGUGGCCUGGCACUCCAGGUACCGCCGCAGCGUGGCCAGGCUCCUCCAGACCUCCCGCUCCGAGGGGCAGGGCGGCACAGCCGCCAGCUCUGCCGCGUCCUCGCCCUCCACCAUCCCCUCGUCCCCGUCCGCCUCCACCAGCUCCCCGCCGCGCUCCAGCUGCUCCCGGCCGAGCAGCCCGUGUGCCAGGCUGAGGGAUGUGGCCUCGGCGCCGGUGUCAGGGACGAAGCUGGCGGCACGGAAGCAGCUGGCGAUGAGCCCCGGGGACACGUCGCCCCAGGCCUGCGCCAGCAUGUACAGCACAUCCAGCAGGGUGGGCUGCCCCGCACCGCGCUCCGCCGGCAGCCACCGCAGCAGCCGGCGCCGGUAGUGGCCUUUGAGGUCGCCGGCGAUGCCGCGGUCCAGGGGCUGUGCCAGGGCGGCGGCCGGAGGGACGAAGACCAUCCUGACGUUGGACAGCUGGAGGUAGGGGUGCGCCUCGUGCUUGGUGAGGAGCAGGAGGAUGCUCUUCCCCUGCCGCCGCAUCCCCUCGUUGAACUCCCGCAGCCACUCGGCGAAGAGCGGCGCGGUCAGGCCGCCCAGGCUGCCGGCGCGGUAACUCCACGGCAUCUGCUCCAGGUUGACACCGCGCAGGCAGCGCGGCCGGGGGCUCUCCCCCAGCGCCCGCAGCGGCACCUUCUCGGAGCCGCUGGCGUUGGCGCAGAGCAGCAGCGUGAGCCGCUCGCCGGGGCAGCCGGCCGGGAGCGGCACCGCGGCCUCACCGCAGGAGAAGAUCUCGGAGGGCGCGUAGCCGCGGAGGAGCGCGGGCAGCACCGCGCCGGCCCAGUGCUCCGCCGGCGGCUGCUCCGCGUCCCCUUUCUCUGCCGGCGGCUUCUUGAAGGCCGCGACGCGCGCCAGCCACCCGCCGCCGGGCUCGGGGCCGGGCCGGCCCAGCGCCCCUGCCACGUGCCUGGCCCUGAGCUGGAGCAGCGGGCGGCCCACGGGCAGGUCAGCGGUGCGGGCGCCCUCCACCCAGCGCAGCAGCGCGGCCUCGAGCGCCGCGUCCUUGCCCUCCCGCUUGCGCUUGCGCUCGGGGUCUCCGCUGCGCUGCCACUCGCUCAGGAUGCGCUCCUUGUUCUUGAUGAUGCGGCAGAUCUGGGGCUGCGACACCCCGAAGCGCUUGGCCAGCUCGCUCUGCGACACCUUGGGUCCCUCCAGCAUCUCCAGCACCCGCACCUUCUCCGUCAGCGACAGCUCCUUGCGCUCCUUGCGCGGUGCUGCCGCAGCCCCCUCGGCCGUGCCCGGGGCGCGGCCGGCACAGGGGCCGGGGCGGUGGGUGCUGCCCGUGGCCCGCAGCCCCGCCGGCUCGGCGAGGCCCCUCCCGCAGUGGCCGCAGCCGUAGCCACGCUCCACGCCGCGUGCCAGCCGGUGCCGCACCAGGUCCGGCUUCUGCCCGACGCCUCGGCCGCACUCGGGGCACUCCAGCGGCGGCUCCCCCGCCCGGCAGCGGCGGCUCUCGAAGGCGGGGAGGGAGGUGAUGAACCUCCCAGUACCCGCAGCGGGAUUCGGCUCCGGCUCGGCGACGCCGCAGUAGCUGCAGCCCCGCUCCUGCAGCGGGGUGAGGAAUUCGGCGGGGCCCGUGUGGUGGGCCGGGGGGGAGCAGGGGGCUGCCCAUGGAGCCACCCCGUGAUCUCCGCGCUCACGGCCAGGCCACGACCGGCAGCACCGGGACCGGUGCCGGGAUGGCCCCGGCGCCUCACCCAGCUCGAUGGGAUGCUGACGGUCCUCCUUCAUGGCACCGGCCCCGUCCCGGUCCUCGGGGAGCCGCAGCAGCGCCUGUUCCCACGCACCGCCCCGCACCGCCCGCGCCGCAUGGCAGACUGGGCCCCCGCUCAGGAGCUGGAGAGCAUGAUGGAGCCGCAGGAGCUGGGCCUGGAGCAGCCGCUGGCCGCCCCCGAGCAGGGCCCCGGCGGCGAGGCCGAGCUGCCCGCCGCGGAGAUCUCCCUGACGCUCGUCACCGAGAUCCAGGCCGUGGACAGGAAGGUGGACACGCAGGCGGCCCAGCUGAUGAACCUGGAGGGCAGGAUGAGGAUGGCCGAGACGAAGCUGAUCGGCUGCGAGAAGACGGCGGUGGAGUUCGGGAACCAGCUGGAGAGCAAGUGGACGGCGCUGGGCACCCUCAUCCAGGAGUACGGGCAGCUGCAGAAGCGCCUGGAGAACAUGGAGAACCUGCUCAAGAACAGGAACUUCUGGAUCCUGCGGCUGCCUCCGGGGGCAAAAGGGGAAGUCCCCAAGGUCCCCGUGGCCUUCAACGACGCUUCGUUCAGCUUCUCGGAGGAGGAGUGGAAGAGCCUGAACGAGUGGCAGAAGGAGCUGUACAGGCACAUCAUGAAAGGCAACUACGAGGCCGUCAUCUCCAUGGAUGCUGCCAUUUCCAAGCCUGACAUGCUGUCCCGGAUUGAGCAGGGAGAGGAUCCCAACGCCGAGGAGCAGGAGGACUCCGAGGCAGGGGAAACCCCCACAGACCCCAGCAGCGAGUUUUUCUUCCCUGGGCCCGACGAGAGCUCGUGGGGUAAAUACGAGGAGACUCUGGCUGAGAGCCACGAGGGCUCGGAGGAAGAGGAGAGCAUGGAGGUCCCCGGUACAUACGAACAGCCCUGCGACGAGGAAGGCCCCGAGAGCCUGGAGCUUCCCAAGUCGUUGGCAGGGAAGUGGGAAGAGGUUUUUUCCAGCCCGGAGGAGGAGAUGCAGUCGAGCAGCAAGAGCCAGAGCGGGUCGGACCCGCAGCAGCGAACGGCAGCGGGCAACGGGCUGAGGCGCUCCGUGCGCCGCAGGAGGGACUUGGCCAAGAAGGAUCCUCCCGAGGAAGGAGCCGCGGAAAAGGGGCCCUACAUCUGCUGCGAGUGCGGGGAGAGCUUCCUGGACAAGCAGCUCUUUGCCACCCACCAGAAGGCACACGCCAGGGAGGAGGCCUGCACGUCCCUGGAGCGCGGCGAGGGCCUCUGGCAGAAAUCCAAGCCCAAGGGCCAGGGCUCCUCCCGCUCCAAACCGUCCAAGCGCCCCGACGGCGACAAGGGCUCCGGCUUCAAGUACGGCCUCGUCAGGCACCAGGUGAACAACAUGGUGGAGAGGCCUUACACCUGCUCCCAGUGCAAGGAGAGCUUCAGCCUGGAAGUGAGUCUUAUCCUGCACCAGAAGCUGCACACGGGGAAGGGCGACGGGCCGCUGACGUGCACCUACUGCGGGAAGGACUUCCGAGACCUCUCCAAAGCCAUCCGCCACCAGCGCAUCCACACCGGCGAGAGGCCCUACCAGUGCACGGAGUGCGGGAAGAGCUUCAUCCGCCGGGAUCACCUGCUCAAGCACUGGCGGGUGCACACCGGGGAGACCCCCUACCAGUGCCCCGUCUGCGGGAAGCACUUCCGCUACAAAGAGUCCCUGAAUUGCCACCAGAAAAUCCACUCCCGCAACCCGCGGCCCACGGAGGAUUCGCAGCUGGGCCUGGAGUCGGCGGGGACCCAAACCAAGCAUUUCUGCGUGAAAAAAGAGACUACGCAGUACCAGGCUGUGGUUUCCCUCUGGCCCGAGGGGACGGCGCUGCUGGGCCGACACACGGACUCCUCCCGAUGCCCGGCGGCGGGCGGAGGUGAAGCGGAGAGCGGGCGCUGGAUCCUCCCGGCCGCGGCCCCCGGGGCCCCGGGCACGGAACAAAGGGCCAUGGCCGAGGGGGCCCCCGCUCAGGCUCCGGAGCCGGUGCGGCCGCGCUGCCCCUCGCCCCUGCGGCCGCCGGCCGGCCCCGAGCGCACCUCGGAGCGGGAGACGCAGACGGCUGAGCUGUCCCUGACCGUGGUGGCGGCCGUGCAGGCCGUGGAGAGGAAGGUGGACUCCCACUCCACCCGCCUGCUCGACCUGGAGGGUCGCACGGGGAUGGCCGAGAAGAAGCUGAUCGACUGCGAGAAGACGGCGGCGGAGCUGGGGAACCAGCUGGAGAGCAAGUGUGCGGCGCUGGGCACCCUCAUCCAGGAGUACGGGCUGCUCCAGCGGCGCCUGGAGAACAUGGAGAACCUGCUCAAGAACAGGAACUUCUGGAUCCUGCGGCUGCCCCCGGGCAGGAAGGGGGAAGUCCCCAAGGUGCCGGUGACAUUUGACGACGUGUCCGUCUACUUCAACGACAAGGAAUGGGAGAAGCUGGAGGAGUGGCAGAAGGAGCUGUACAAGAACGUGAUGAAGGGGAACUACGAGUCGCUGAUCUCCCUGGACUAUGCAAUUUCCAAACCUGGGGUUUUGUCUCAGAUCGAGCAAGGAGAGGAAUCGCGGGGCAGGAACGAGCAGGACUUGGAGGAGAGUGAGAUCAUUACUGAUGCCACAGCAGCUGGAAUAAGGGUUGUGAUCAAAACGGAGGAGCUCCUUCCCGAGGACAGCCCCGAGAACCCCGAGCUGCACGGGAUGUCGGGGCAGUCGGAGGGCAGCUUCCAGAGCCCGGACGAGGAGGCGGCUUGUGAGAGCCCCUACGGCUCCGUGUCCCCUCCCAGGGACCUCCCGGGAACCAGCCUGGGGGACUCGUCCGAGUACGGAGCCGACUUCAACGAGAUCCAGAGAGUCAUCGUUCACCACGGGAGCUGCACAGAGGACGGGAUCGUGAUCAAGACGGAGGAGGAGGAGGAGGACGACCCCGACACGCUGGAGCCGUGCGCCAUGUUCUCGGGCAGGGCCGAGCCGCCGGCGUUCCCCAGCCACGAGGCCGGGCUGGGCUGCGAGGCGCAGUGCAGCUCCAAGGCCCAGCCCAGGGGCCUGGCAGCCCGCGUGAGGAAGCCGUCGGCCUGCGAGAGGGACCCCGGGGAGAUGAAGGCGGCCAGCGCCCAGCAGCGGAACCGGACGCGGGAGAGACCCUACAUCUGCCCCGAGUGCGGCAAGAGCUUCAUGCUCAAGAUCAACUUCAUGAUCCACCAGCGCAACCACCUCAAGGAAGGGCCCUACGAGUGCCACGAGUGCGACCUCAGCUUCCGCAACAAGCAGCAGUUCCUGCUGCACCAGCGCAGCCACACGCGCCGCGGCGUGGGGGUCCCGCGGCGCCCCGAGCACGGCCUCAAGCCCCCGGCGCGGCCCCCGCCCCCGGGGAAGCCCUACAAGUGCUCCGAGUGCGAGAGCAGCUUCAGCCACAAGUCGAGCCUCAGCAAGCACCAGAUCACCCACGUCGGGGAGCGGCCCUUCACCUGCGGCGAGUGCCGGAGGAGCUUCCGCCUGCAGAUCAGCCUCCUCAUGCACCAGAGGAUCCACGCCGGCAAGAACGAGAUGGCCUUCCUGUGCCCCCAGUGCGGGAAGAACUUCACCCGGCCCUCCCACCUGCUGCGGCACCAGCGGACUCACACCGGCGAGCGGCCCUACCAGUGCAGCCAGUGCGAGAAGACCUUCAGCGAGAAGUCCAAGCUGACCAACCAUUACCGCAUCCACACGCGGGAGCGCCCGCACGCCUGCGCCGUCUGCGGGAAGGGCUUCAUCCGCAAGCACCACCUCCUGGAGCACCAGCGCAUCCACACGGGCGAGCGGCCCUACCACUGCACCGAGUGCGGCAAGAACUUCACGCAGAAGCAUCACCUCCUGGAGCACCAGCGGGCGCACACCGGCGAGCGGCCCUACCCCUGCACCGAGUGCACCAAGUGCUUCCGCUACAAGCAGUCCCUCAAGUACCACCUGAGGACGCACAUGGGAGAGUGAGGGGCUGCCCGACGGCUUCCUCCCCCUCCUCUCCCUCCCUCCACCCCUCCUCCUCCUCCUCCUCUUCCUCCUCCUCCUCCUCCUCCACUCAUCUCUCCCACCCUCCCUCCAUCCGUCUCCCCCCACCCCAGCUCAGGGCAUGGACAUCAAGGAAGCUUUGUGUGGUAGCGCCGCUGGUCUGGUGGAGACUGGGCUGAUUGGAAAUAAAUUAAUGAAUUAAAGCAAGCAACGCGCGGCAAAAUUAAAAGAUUAUAUAUAUAUAAAAUUAACAGAAGCAGCUGAUUUAGGGGGAAUCCUCACCACCAACAAAAGGAACCUGUACAGGGUGUUUUGCCGGAGUAGGACUCGUAACUGCUUUUUAAAUCUACUGUUCGGUUUUUUAAAAUAAAUGUGGAGGAACUUUUUAAUUGAUAAGCAACCUUAGGAUGGGCAAGAUUUUCUGGGUGGUUUUUUUUGUUUUUGUUUUGGUUUGGUUUUGUUUUUGUUAAAUGCUCUGUAGGCUGAUUCUGGCACAGUCACUUUUUGUCCAGGAGCUCUGCAGAGGUGCUGCCUCGUCCCAGCUCUCCGGGCUGGACGCGACAGCCGCUCGGCAGCGCGUGGUUACAGAAGCUCCGGCCGGGGGGAGGUGAGUAAUUAACAGAUCCAGCUAACGAGGAGGUUCUGCGUGUGUCUAGAUUGGAAGCGCCGGUAGGUGCCUGCCCGGCUCGCGGGGCUGUGAUGCACUCCUGAAUUAUACAAUAGAAUAAAAUUCUAGUUGCAGUAAAA